Molecule: messenger RNA, 945 nt
Organism: Pecten maximus
Lineage: Eukaryota; Metazoa; Mollusca; Bivalvia; Pectinida; Pectinidae
Product: nitrile-specifier protein 5-like
Exons: 1
Coding region: 55-945 (296 amino acids)
Cellular component (GO): cytosol
Molecular function (GO): enzyme regulator activity; protein binding
Source: RefSeq, a predicted model, not a curated record
UGGAUCAGACUUAAAACGAACGGAGAGGUACCUAUUGGUAGAAGCUGUCAUUCAAUGGUGGUGAUUGGCAGAAAGACUUUCAUAUUUGGCGGGGAAAAUAUUCCAAGGGUACCGUUCAGUAACAUUGUCCACUGUCUUGAUAUGGACACAUGCACCUGGUCGGAACUGAGCACCACUGGUGACGUCCCUGUACCACGUUUCGCCGACAGCGCCGCCGCAGUGGGUCACGUGAUGUACAUAUUUGGCGGAAGAACGGGAAUCAAUAUGGGCGAGGGAAACUUCAAUGACCUGUAUGCUUUUGACACCAGAGACAAUGUUUGGACUCUUUUGAAACCGUCUGGGGUUGCUCCUUCCCCUAGAAGCUUUCACGCCAUGGCGGUAGUUGCCAAUCGCCUUUACGUGUUUGGCGGAUGUGUAGAAGAAGACCGUUUGAACGAUCUCCAUUCUUAUGAUAUUGCCACCAACACAUGGGAACAACAGCCAACCAAUGAGGACAUCGAAAGACGAGGUGGGGCGGGUCUAAUUGCAGUUGGAAAAGACUUGUUCGUCGUAGCAGGUUUUACAGGAAGAGAGUUGAAUGAUGUCUAUAAAUACGACACAGACUCCAAAACAUGGUCAAAACUGACGCUUGACAAAGAACUUCCUCCAAGGUCCGUCUUUGGAAUCUCAUCAAUGUCUACUUUUAUCAUUGUUUGGUUCGGUGAAGUAGAUCCGUCCGGCAAAGGACAUUUAGGAGGGUUUUCCCAAGAUGGCUAUAUAAUGGACACAUGUAGCAAAGCCGGAUGGGAAUUGAUGUCGUGUUCGGGAGAAACACCAGAAGCGAGAGGAUGGAUGCCAAUAGCACCAUGUCAGUUAAAUGACAUGGACGGCGUAUUUUUAUUUGGAGGCACCAACUUUGACAAAAAAAGGUUAAAUGAUUGUCAUUACCUUUCUAUAAAGUUAUGA